This is a messenger RNA of Spinacia oleracea (spinach), 3454 nucleotides long. Its product is annotated as ADP-ribosylation factor GTPase-activating protein AGD3. The coding region runs from base 297 to 2828 and encodes 843 amino acids. The record is from RefSeq and is a predicted model, not a curated record. NCBI's taxonomy places the organism in Eukaryota, Viridiplantae, Streptophyta, Magnoliopsida, Caryophyllales, Amaranthaceae. Gene Ontology annotation, cellular component: cytoplasm. The transcript is spliced from 20 exons. Gene Ontology annotation, molecular function: protein binding; GTPase activator activity.
CUUUCUCGUUAAUUAAAAAAUAAGUAGAAACUAUAUAUUUAGAAAAAUACAAUUUCCAAAUAUUGCACUUUUUUCUCUCUCUUCUUUCUCUAUCAUUCUAAACUUGUUAGUUUUUACGUAUGGAAUUUGGAAAUCCUUGUUUUACAUGGUCUUUAUUUUUAUUUAUUAAUUAUGUUAUUCAAUUAAGGCCUUUUCUGGGUUUGAUUUCUUCAUUUUAAUCGUAAAUUCAUCCAAAUUUUGGUAUCAAAAAAUUAAAAGAGGAAACAUUCAGGAGGUGUUUGUUUUAAGAAAAUUGCAUGUUCUGUUACGGACAAUCUCCCAGGAGAAGAAUGGGCGAAGGCUCAAAAAUGGACUUUUUAAAGCUGGAUGAUUCUCCUAUGUUUAGGACUCAGCUUCAGUGCUUGGAAGAAAACUCUGAACUGCUGAAGGAUCGAAGUUUGAAGUUUUACAAAGGAUGUCAUAAGUACACGGAAGGGCUUGGAGAGGGUUAUGAUGCAGAUGUUGCUUUUGCAAGCGCUCUUGAAACAUUUGCGGGAGGGAAUAAUGAUCCUUUAGGUGUUUCUUUUGGAGGCCCUGUCAUGGCAAAAUUUACUAUCGCGUUGAGAGAGAUCGGUACGUACAAGGAAGUUCUUCGAUCGCAGGUGGAGAACUUACUGAACGUGAAGCUGCUACAAUUUGUGAAUGUUGACCUGUAUGAUGUCAAGGAAGCUCGAAAACGCUUUGACAAGGCUGCCACUUCGUAUGAUCAGGCCCGUGAGAAGUUUUUGUCACUAAAGAAAAGUGCCAGGAAGGAUACAGUUGCCAGCAUAGAGGAGGAACUUCAUACUGCAAGAGCUGUGUAUGAUCAAGCACGCUUCAAUUUGGUUACUUCUCUGUCAAAUGUGGAAGCGAAAAAACAUUAUGAGUUUCUGGAAGCUGUUAGCCGAUCGAUGGAUGCACAUCUCCAUUACUUUAAGCAGGGUUAUGAAUUGCUGCAUCAGAUGGAACCUUUCAUGAAGCAGAUUCUUGACUAUGCAGAGCAGUCAAAACAAAAUUCCAGCAAUGAGCUCACAUCCCUCAAUGAAAAGAUGAAAGAGUACAAAAGGCAGAUAGAUGAACAAAGUAGACAAUCUGUAAAUGGGUCUCGUGAUUAUCAUGGAAUGGAAUGUGCACCACCUUUUACCAAAAGCACUGAUAAAGCAAUAGAAGAAGUUAUGCAGUCUUCUGCAAAUGGAAAGGUCCAAAUCAUUCAACAAGGAUAUCUAUUCAAACGUUCUUCUAGUUUGAGGGCUGACUGGAAAAGAAGGUUUUUUGUUCUUGACAGUCGAGGGAUGUUAUACUAUUAUCGAAAGUCACGGAGCAAGGCAUCAAUGGCAACCGGUAGGCUUUCUAGUCCACUUCAUAGUUCUGUUGAUCCUGGCUCAGUACUUGGUCGAUGGAUCUCUACUCAUCACAACAAUGUUUCCAAUAGUGAAGAAAAGUCCGUGGCACGUCACACUGUCAACCUGCUUACAUCAACGAUUAAACUUGAUGCUGAACAGUCAGAUAUGAGAUUUUGCUUCAGGAUCAUCUCGCCUGUGAAGACCUACACGUUGCAGGCUGAGAAUGCAACAGAUCAGAUGGAGUGGAUUGAGAAGAUAAGAGGUGUAAUUGCUUCAUUAUUGACUUCACAAGCCAUUGAAGGGCGUCUUUCAUCGUGGGGGGAUCAAAGGGAUGCAGUCAGUAUGACAGAUAGUGGUUCCUCUGAAUGUUCUUCUAUUGGCGAUCCAACAGUCACUGAAGAAGGUUCUUCAAAUUCCUUUGGGCCUCGUAGUUUCCAGCAGCAACGACAUAGUGUGAGAGUUGAAAAACCUAUUGACGUCUUAAGAAAAGUGACUGGUAAUGAGAAAUGUGCUGAUUGUGGUGCUAAUGGACCUGAUUGGGCUUCCUUAAACCUUGGAAUUCUCAUUUGCAUUGAAUGUUCUGGUGUACAUCGCAAUCUUGGAGUUCAUAUAUCGAAGGUGAGGUCAUUAACACUUGAUGUAAGAGUGUGGGAGCCUUCGGUUAUAUCUUUGUUUCAAUCCCUAGGUAAUGUCUAUGCAAAUUCAGUGUGGGAAGAAUUUUUGCAUGCCCAAAACUAUUCCCAAGCAGAUGAACGACCGGUAAUUUUCCCGAAGUCCGAGCAACAUAAACCGGCAUUCAUGAAAAAGCCUACAUCGAAUGAUCCCGUCGCAGUCAAAGAGUUGUUUAUUCAUGCAAAGUAUGAAGAAAAAAUCUUUGUUCGAAAGGCAAAGGGAAAUCAAAAUACAUUCUCUGUGCCGCAACAGAUGUGGGAGAGUGUUCGUGCCAAUAAUAAGAAAGCAGUUUAUCACCUUAUUGUAUGCUCUGAAGCAGAUGUUAAUGCCAUACAUCGACAACCAUCAACUGCUAAAUCAUUUAUUAUGCCAAGAAUGAGAAAUUCAGAUGAGACUCCCCUCGUUCGCGAUGCUGAUAGAGGUAGAGCAAAAUCGGUUGACAGGACUGCCUCAAGAUCAUUGAGCUCACUAAUGAAAGGAAAAGAUGCCUCUAGAGAAAAUUCUCUUGAUGGAUGUUCUUUGCUUCACCUUGCCUGCCAAUUUGCUGAUGUAGGCAUGGUUGAACUUCUCCUACAGUAUGGUGCAAAUGUAAAUGCUGUGGAUUCAAGAGGUCGAACACCACUUCAUCACUGUAUCACAGAACAGAAAACUGAUACAGCAAAAGUACUUCUAAUGAGGGGAGCUAGCGGAAGGACCAUCGACAACAUAGGGAAAUCUGCAAUGCAGCUGGCUUUGGAUUUGAAAUUAAACGAUGUUGAUCUUUUGGCACUCUUAACAGAUAAUAAUAUCAGAUAGUGAAAAGAAAGAAUCAAGGAAUCCGAAGCAUAUAUAUACCACACAAAAUUGAAUAGCGAGGAGUUAAGAGAUGCAGCAUUUUGCAUCCUUCCCUGAAGCUCAUACAGGUCAUAUCUUGGUUCAUCAUUUUUCUUGACAGUCUUAUCCGAGGUUCACACUUCAAACACAUAUUUUACCAAAGUAUAGCUUCCAUCAUGUAUAAGACUACCCUCAUUCCUUCCUUUUUCAUUUUUGCUUGCAAUUUUCUGAUUCCCCGGUAUAGUGUUGGGUUUUGUAACUAAUACUGGUAGGUGAGGUCACUGAUGUGGGCUUUUGGAGAUUGUGAAUCCCUCUUUCUUGGUUAUGCAGUAAGAAACGGGACGGAGAGGACUGGAUUUUGUCUAACAAACUGAUGAUACUAGAUCAUCCUCAUAGGUGAUAAGUAGCUUGUACAAUUAUGUAAUUAUAUUCCAUUCAUUUGUAUAGAUUUUCAGCACGCGUCCAAGCGCAUGAUUUUAUUUUGGUAUUUUCUCCAUCGAAAUUGGAUAUCAACAACUGUUCUAAAGUGUUUGUAGCUUUAAUCCUCUUUCUGGGGGUAAAACAAAAAAGAUUGGGCAUAAUAUACUAGCUGAUGCAAGGGUUGAGCA